GGCGGGCAACAUGGCGGCCUCUAUCUCCCCGCUACGCUCCUCCUACAGGAUUUGUAACGGUCUAUCCUUCCACCACUGCCGAGCCAAACUGCGGAUGCACAGAAAGUGCGAGAGCCAGAGAAGACAUCUCCAUGCGUCAGUCACCAGGCAUGCUGCGGUGGUGGUGUCAGGGACAGAGAUGGCACGUCAGAUUCACAGAGAGAUCCAGAGGGAGGUGGAGGAGCUGGUCACCGGCGGCAACAUGAGACCCCACCUGGGUGUGGUGUUGGUUGGGGACGACCCGGCUAGUCGCACCUACGUCAGGAACAAGACCAGAGUUGCUAGUAUACUGGGUAGGAAGGCAAUGAAGAUCAGAACCUCAGGGCACUGCAUCUGUACAGAGUUAGAUCAGAACCUGAAAGGGAACCUGCCUCUGAGUGUGAAGAUCAUGAACCUCAGGGAACUGUCCUCUGGUACACGAGUGAAGAAUCAGAACCUCAGGGAACCUGCCUCUGUACAGAGUGAGAUCAGGGAACUCCAGGGAACCUGCUCUG
Salvelinus sp. IW2-2015 is the source of this 533-nucleotide messenger RNA. The record is from RefSeq and is a predicted model, not a curated record. NCBI's taxonomy places the organism in Eukaryota, Metazoa, Chordata, Actinopteri, Salmoniformes, Salmonidae.